CGUUUCGUUAGUAGACGCGGACCCCCAAGAAUCAUAUACAGUGAUAACGGCACUAAUUUCAAGGGAGCAGAGUUAGACGUCAUCAAAGCAAUGAAGACGUGGAACCAAGAUUGGAUACAGAACGAGCUGAAUCAAAGAGAUGUACAGUGGAAGUUCAAUCCCCCCGCAGCGAGUCACCAAGGUGGCGUUUGGGAACGUCUUAUCCGAUCAGUCAGAAGAAUUCUACACUCCAUGUUAGGAGAGCGUCUUGUAAAUGAUGAAACGCUUCACACAUUCUAAACAGAAGUAGAGAAGAUCAUGAAUGACAGACGCAUAACGAACGUCUCAAGUGAUCCCCGAGAUUUGGAGGCACUCACACCAAACCACAUAUUGCUACUCCGCAAGAACACAUCCCUACCCCCAGACGAGAUAAAGGAUGUCGACAAAUAUAAAGCAAGAUGGAAGCACGCCCACCUGUUAGCAAACGAGUUCUGGCAGCGAUGGACAAAGGAAUACCUGCCGAUGCUGCAAGAGCGACAGAAAUGGCUACGAGAAAAAGCUAAUUUCAAGGUUGGCGACUUAGUCCUCUUAGCAGACAAGAAUACCCCAAGAGGUCAAUGGCCAAAGGCAAUGAUUCAACAGACAAUGCCGGAUAACGACGGAGUUGUAAGACAAGUGAUCGUGAAGACGGCCGAUGGAGAGUACCGCCGAGACGUGCGAAAGCUUUGUAUGCUAGAAGAAGAAUUAUUGAAGACCAAGACUGAAGCCGAGGACCAAGCAAGAAGCAGUCCGCAGAAGAAAGAGUAGCCACAAAAGUGAACACGAAGGAAUGAAAGCAUUCAAGACUUGAACUGUUUUUAAUUAAGUUACAAGAGGCGUUAAAAGUGUUAAGUAAUUUAGUAAAUGAUUGUGUUUAGAUGGGCAGAAAAGACCCAGAAUAGUCUUUGGCGGGGGAGCGUGUAAGAUUAAGAAUUUCCGCAAACUAGAGGCCCCGCAGGCGCCAUAAAUAUUUAACAUCAAGAAUCAGUCGAGCGUGCAUCAUUAACUUGUAAGUAGUUUUCUUUUUUUUCUUU
Actinia tenebrosa (Australian red waratah sea anemone) is the source of this 1052-nucleotide messenger RNA. RefSeq lists its product as uncharacterized. Lineage: Eukaryota; Metazoa; Cnidaria; Anthozoa; Actiniaria; Actiniidae. Gene Ontology annotation, biological process: DNA integration. The record is from RefSeq and is a predicted model, not a curated record. Gene Ontology annotation, molecular function: nucleic acid binding.